CUCACUUCAUUUAUUCAUAUUUAUUACUCUUGCAUUGUUAUCCUGCAUUUUUCAUUUAUUUAUUGCAUAUUUCAUUUUUCAUAGCCUUUUCACCCACUGCAUCAACACGCGUUUAAUUCACUCUGACAAUGUCGUCGAUUCUCAAUCCCAAGCAAAUGCUCACCGAAAGCACAAAGUUUAGAAUUCUCUGUCUCAUGUUCAAGCACUUCUCGCUCGAGAACAACAGCAUCUCUGCACUGGCCAAUCCAGCAAGCGCCUCGUUCAACUUACUUAUGGGCAGUGUUAUUGCACACCAGCCAGACCUACGCACUGCUGGCGAUUCCCUCAACCCCGUGCUUGAGUCGUUUGUCAGCAACCAGAACUCGCGAAUUUUUUGCGCGCUUACUGACCUGCACGAGUGGUACACAUCGGGCAUGAGCUACGGGAUUCUUCAACUGACGACUAAACAUAUCAACAGCAUAUUUAAGCGCCCGCCUUAUGAGGUCCGUCCGUACACCCGAGAGCUCACCUAUGCGCAGCGCUUGGCCAUGAUCUACCACGUAUGCAAUCCCAAGCCCUGGAAUGUGUUGGUCCAGGCCUACGAGGCGCUGUACAAAAGCCAGUUUGAUAAGAUUUGGCCAGAUAAGUCCAAGUUUAUGCUGGACCCAAGCUGCAUAUCUCUAGUGCCGUCCGACAUCUACAAGAUUAUCCACGAGUGCAUAUCUACCGGGUUUUCACCACAACCCCUGGCGCCUGAACACAAUUUUGCCAUCACUGCGCCCAGCCAUACCCUUGCCAAGGGCCAAGUGAGGCAAGGUAAAGUGGCCAAGCAGCGCUCAAUGUCAACGACAAUCAACAGCAAGAUGUCUAGGGAUGCAAUUAGGUUGGCUAUUGGCAAGCCGCGCAGUACAUCGUUUGCAAAUAGCUCAGGGUGCGGCUCGAAAAUGUUCCUUGCCUCCAACAUGGUCUCAGAAAUGCCGCUGUUGGCCAGCAGUUUUUCAAAUCUUGCUUCCGAGCUUUCCAACUCGGAUAUUUCCGCUGCAAACUCUACUAAUGAUGCCGCUGCCGCCGCCUCCAUCUCCUCUGCCAGCAACAACACGCCACCAUACAACACCAGCUGGAUAGGCUCGGCGGGCAUGUUUCAGCUGCCUGCAAACAAUACCGAUAGAGGUGCCGCUGCCAGCUACAUCUCCCUGGGACUUGGCAGCAUGGCCCACCAGCCCACACCAUUGUUUGACAGUACAUUAUACCCCAGCAGCACAUAUGGCUCAAUAGCAGGCAUGACACGCGCGUUAAGCAGCCAGACUGGAAGCCAGCCAGCAAGUCAAGAGCACAGCCAAUUCUAUACACCGCCCUUUGAUAUGGUAAAUCUGAGUCAGGAGGACUUUGCUCGCGCUCUCAACUACGCGGCUGCAUCUGCCGCGGCCGCUGUUUCAGCUACUUCGGCCAUUCCAACAUCGAUGACAGUGCCCAUGACAACGCCAAUGUCAAUGUCAAUGCCAAUGGCAAUGGCAAUGUCAACGUCUUCAUUUACAAUUCCUGCAAGCUCGCUUGGAGCAUUUAGUGACAACUCGGCUAACUCAAGCACUCUUGGAUCCGGCCCAUUGUCUAUCUCGUCCAGCGCGACAUAUAUGUCCAAGGCCAGCCCCAAUGGGUGCAACCCUGCAUUCCAACAUUCACCCUUCGUGGACUCCGCAUUUGGCAGGUUGCAAGAGUGA
This is a messenger RNA of Kickxella alabastrina, 1697 nucleotides long. RefSeq lists its product as uncharacterized. Lineage: Eukaryota; Fungi; Kickxellomycota; Kickxellomycetes; Kickxellales; Kickxellaceae. Bases 129 to 1697 code for a protein of 522 amino acids. The record is from RefSeq and is a predicted model, not a curated record. The transcript has a single exon.